Rhipicephalus sanguineus (brown dog tick) is the source of this 954-nucleotide messenger RNA. RefSeq lists its product as uncharacterized. Lineage: Eukaryota; Metazoa; Arthropoda; Arachnida; Ixodida; Ixodidae. The record is from RefSeq and is a predicted model, not a curated record. The coding region runs from base 87 to 911 and encodes 274 amino acids. The transcript is spliced from 2 exons.
UGUCGGCCGCCUCCGAAGACAGUCAGCCUGCUCGGUAAUUUAUAAGUGCAAGCUCUGCACAGUCAGCCUCAACGUCUUUGCGCAAGAUGAAGAGCUUCCUGUUGCUUGCCCUGUUCUGCGCUGCUGCUGCCGCAUUGCCGGCCUUCGAGUCACCCAGUGAAGUCGACGAUGUCAUCGUCGAAGGCUCCAAAGCGUUCUCUCUUCUUCUGCCCGCCGUCGCGCUGCCUUACGCCGUAGCGUUAAUCGCCGUCCUGGUUCCCCUGGCCAAGGCCUUUGUCUUGGGUACCAUGAACGUGCUGAAUCUACCCUUCGAAGUGCUGGUGGCCCUCUAUCUCCUCCUGUACGUCGCCAUGUUCACGUUCCCGCAGCUGGCGUCUCUACUGAAAGUGACCUCUGUUUUCACGGCGAGGUCCGAAUCGGCAAGGACGCCACGAGCAGCCGAAGAACCGCACUUGCCUGCUGUGGAAGCCGUGAUGGACUGGGCGCGGAAUUACGUACCCCAGUGGUGGCUGGCGGCCAUUAGGACCACUGAAGCUCCAGUAGUGACCACGACUUCUGAGUCGACAACGACGGUGGGCGUGUCGACGAUCACCGCGACUGCCAAGCCCACCUCCAGUUCGACGAAGACUUCGACGAACGGAGAGCCGGUUGUUUCACCACCGGCCCCCGAAGCGCCCGCGGCUGUGACGUCAGCGAAACGCUCGGGAUCCACAAAUGCACCGAGUACAUCUUCCAAGUGCUCCUCCUUCCAAGUGUGCCAGUCAACUGCGAGACUCGUGAAGGAUUAUCCCAUGAGCGCCAUGCUCGUGGGCUAUCUAAGCCAUUUCCUCGAGGGGCUCAAGUUCGAGCGUGCCGUCCGCGAAGGAAUGGCCGGGCUGGACUGCACCUUAAUCUAUCCGCGCUGUCGUUGAGCGGGAUGACCGCUGCCUCAUCCGUGAGACGUUUGCUGAAAAC